AUCUUACCUACUGUUUUUAUUGAUUAUAAUGAAAUACUUAUAAUACUUGUAAUACUUUCUAAAGAAGGCUGUAAGCGAACCUGGCCUCUGGACCAUAUGUUCAAAAAUAUACAAAUAUCACAUAGUUCUCCCAUAAUCUUUGAUUUGACAGAUAUUCACAGCAGAUAUCUUGUCAUUAUAAACAUAAAUAUGGACUUUCAUAAGAAUGUUGUGCAUAGUAAUACUUCACAGUCUCAAAACAAUAAAUCAGUUGAAGGCAUAAGAAAACAGUGAGGCAAAGAAUGAUGUAACCAGGAAGUAAAGCAGUUUAUUAGGGUUAAAGUGUACUGUAUGUAAAGUGGGUCAUACUGCUCUGUCGAGUGUAAAUAAGAAUUUUAAGCUACUGAACGACAUUCUCUUGUAUAUGCGAUAAUCAUGCAGACAAGUGUGCUUAAAAAUGCAUUUAGGACUAGCAAAGGGUGCAGCCUCGCAUCUCUCUACAGGAUGUCCUACAUAAAGCCUCAAAAAAUUGCUGCUGCUCAGAAAACAUACUUAACAAAAGUACAUGGGCUGCCAAACAUCACUCCCUUGGUAAGUUCGGUAGAGGAGACACCUGAGCCCAUCCCCACCACAGUUAAAGGCACCAUCCCAACCUGGAUCCAUGGGAGUCUGCUGCGGAAUGGUCCGGGAAAGUUUGAGUUUGGGAAUCAACACUAUAACCACUGGUUUGAUGGCAUGGCCUUGAUGCAUCGCUUUCAGAUCGAGGAUGGUCAGGUGACAUACAGAAGCCGUUUUCUGCGUAGCGACUCGUAUAAGCAGAACAGCGAGAGGAACCGCAUCAUGGUGUCAGAGUUUGGCACUUUGGCUCUACCUGAUCCCUGCAAGAACUUUUUUCAACGCUUCCUGUCCAGAUUUGAGAUAAAGCCAACAGAUAAUGCCAGUGUCAACUUUGUUAAAUACAAGGGUGACUAUUAUGUCAGCACAGAGACAAACUACAUGCACAGAGUGGAUCCAGAUACUCUGGAGUCCAAACAGAAGGUGGACUGGAGCAAGUUCAUAGCUGUGAAUGGUGCUACUGCUCAUCCACACAUUGAUCCAGAUGGCACAGCUUACAACAUGGGCAACUCAUACGGAAACAAAGGGGCUUUCUAUAACAUCAUCAGGGUGCCCCCAGAAAGAGACAGUCCAAAGGAUACUCUAGAGGGAGCCAAGAUUUUAUGCUCUAUCACCCCUCUUGACAAAUCCAAACCCUCCUAUUAUCACAGCUUUGGCAUGUCAGAGAACUAUGUAGUGUUCAUCGAGCAGCCCAUUAAGAUGGAUCUGUUUAAGAUAGUGACUGGUAAACUUAGGGGGAAAUCGCUAAAUGAAGGUGUUUACUGGGAACCCAACCAGGAAACCAUAUUCCACCUGAUUGACAAACAAACUGGAAAGGAGUUGCCAGUGAAGUACUACACCAAGGCCUUAUCCACCUUCCAUCAGAUCAAUGCUUUUGAGCAGGAUGGAUUCCUCAUGUUAGACAUGUGCUGCUCUGACGACGGCCAGGCUAUAAACAACUUCCUCAUCCAGAACCUGCGUCAAUCAGGAGAGGGACUGGAUGAGAUGUAUAACACCAUGUGCCGACCGCUUCCCCGUCGUUUUGUGCUUCCUCUCAACAUCAACAGUGAAACACCACUGGAAAAGAAUCUCAACACACGGCCUGACAGCACUGCCACCGCUGUCUGCCGUACUAAAAACCAGGUGUUUUGCACAUUUGAGGACCUCCAUGGUGAAGACCUGAAAGACUAUGGUGGCUUGGAGUUUCCCCAUAUUAACUACGCCAAAUAUAACACCAAACCUUAUAGAUACUACUAUGGUUGUGGCUUCCGCCACCUAGUGGGUGACUCCUUAAUUAAGAUGGAUCUGGAGAGCAAACGUUUCAAGGUAUGGCGCCAACCUGAUCUCUACCCAUCAGAGCCUGUCUUCAUUCCUUCACCCAAUGCUGAGGAAGAGGACGAUGGAGUCAUCCUGUCUGUAAUCAUCACACCAGUUAAGGAUAAGCGUACAUUUCUAUUAGUCCUAGAUGCCAAAGCGUUUGAAGAGCUGGGAAGAGCUGAAGUGCCUGUCAACAUUCCUUAUGGAUUCCAUGGAGUCUUCAAUUCCAGUGCAUGAAGCUCCUGGUACCUCUCCAACGAAAUAACAACAAAUGACAAGUAGCUCUUCAAAAUGGUCAAUACACCACUUAGCUUCUACUGUUGAAAGCAAGAGACUAACAGAAUAAUAUUUCUAUCAAAUUAGUCCAAAGAGAUCCUCCACGGAUUGAUCUCAUAUUUUUAAAAAAGAACAACACAUACUUUAUAAACUAGUUAGUUCUCUGUGAGAAAUUCGACCUUAACUAAAAUACAACAAACAAGACUUUAAAUUUGAAUUAACAAUUUUACAACUUUAAUUAAAAUAAGACCAUUUACUGAAACAAAGUCGCAAAAACAGCUUACACAUUACUGAUGCCUAUUUGGUGUUAUGUAAUAAGGAGGAAGUAGAACAGAUACUAUCAUUUCUAAACAGCAGCAGAAGAUGCUAUUGUUUGUAUUUAACAAUAAGAAUAAUAAGAUGGGGAGCUGCAAACAUUGUGUUGUCUCUGGCUCCAGCUUUAGAAUGAGUGGAUUGUUUUUUAGACUUGUCAGAAUGUAAUACAGGCUUUGCAAAGAGAACUUUAUAUGCAGAAAAAAACCCCCAGCUUGUUUAAUCCUGGAUCAGAAAGAGAAUGGUAAUGUAACACUAAAUUAUGUUUUUUGGUGCAAGAAACAUUUACUAAACACUAUGGUGAUAAAUACUUUAAAAAAUAUGACCCUAUUAAAAUCAGCAAGAUGAUAGUGUUGAAAGCUCACACAGUUUUGAUACAUAUUUGAUUUCUCAAUACAUUUAUUUUCUCUUCUUCUGUUUUUAUUUUUUAAAUUGUGGACUGUAUGUUUAUACCACAAUAUGACACCUUUGCAAUGUUUGCAACUGAUUUUAUUUGCUUAAUAUAGCAUCAGUUAUGAAUUGUGUGUUUUAUUAUACAAGGCUCUUCUCUUCUGGUUAAUAUUUGCUGUUAGGAUUUUCAUACCUCCAUCCUUAAAUAAGAAAACAAGUUCAUUUCAUUGAAUGUAACUCCGAAAGGUGCAAUAUGUAAUAAUUUAGCAGUAAAAUAUCCAAAAACCACUAAGCCCGUGUUAUAUAUUUUGUUCACUUGAGUACUUAAAAUAUCCCAAAUGUUUGCAACUAUUUGUAAAUCGUGAGAAAAUUGCAAUUUUGCUCCGGGACGUGUGAGGAGUCGCCUGUCAAUUCGUCAUACCCGCGUUCCCCUCAGUUUCCGGAUUAAUUUAGUAAAAACCAUGGAAAUAACAAAGAUGCUUUAAUAUAUUACAUGUUUUAAUAGACAAGGGAACAACUGUUUGGUUACGUUUAUAGACAGAAAACGAAUUGUUGUUAUAAAGCUCAACACGUUUAGUCUUACUGUUUAAAUCUAAUUUUUUGUGAGUACCAUGCUUUACCAUGCCUCAGAGAAAAACACUAUUUUGUCAAGUGGCUAACAUAAUCAGAUGCAGCUUUAUUUUAGUAACAGUAAUACAGAAUUUUCUCCAUCAUACAAUACGUUUUAAAAUUAAUUGCAUGCUAUUUAUCAACACAAGCCAUCCAGAAUUUAUUAUUAUGAUAUUCUAAAAUCGAUCUAUCUUACUGCAGUGUGCAACAAGUGUCUCACAGCAGCCGCCGAGCGAACACACAAAGUAACGUUAUAACAUAAUUUUCAGCACACUCAAAUGAAUCUAAUAUGAUAAACAGAGCUGUGUUACCUCAUACUCAUGACCGGAAAAGCGGAAGCAGCGCCGGCGACUGUGGCAUAAUAAAAGUUCCGCUGCUCUUGAGGCGUGUGUUGUGCAAUCGCUCCAGCGGCCUCGUUCAGCUCCCACAACACUCGGUCCUGCUCUGCUUCAUACUACAGUAACGUUAAUAAUCGCAUCCAUGAACAUGAUUUCUUCCCGAGUCCUAUCCCGAUUGUUUCCACCGGCUGUGAUGUGAAGACCACAUGUCCCAAGAUUUCGCUACGCCUUUGUUUUGAAUAGGCCUCUAGCGGACAUAAAAUAUUACAUAUUGCACCUUAAGGCAGAACAGUUUUUGUAAAUAAAAAAAGGUAAAACCCAGAAGUGCCAUAAAGCAUAAUUAUCAUUUCGGUUAAAUGACAAGAUUAUCAUCAUCAUAUUGUAUCAACUUUCUACCUCUUUGCAAAGACUGCUUCUCUUGUGUUUUACGCCUUUUACUUUUUAACUUUAUAUAAGUUAAAUUUGUUCCAUUUAUUAUGUAUUGUUUUUUUGUUUUAAAAUUUCUCAUUUGUAACUUGAUAAUUACUGUGAUAAAUAUUUUCACACAAUAUUUUGUAUGCUAUCUGCUGCAUGGUUUAAUUCAGUCCACUUUUAUAAAAACAUUCACAAAGCAA
Ctenopharyngodon idella (grass carp) is the source of this 4429-nucleotide messenger RNA. It is a transcript of the gene bco2a, whose product is annotated as beta-carotene oxygenase 2a. The record is from RefSeq and is a predicted model, not a curated record. Bases 415 to 2127 code for a protein of 570 amino acids. Gene Ontology annotation, molecular function: carotenoid dioxygenase activity; beta-carotene 15,15'-dioxygenase activity. Lineage: Eukaryota; Metazoa; Chordata; Actinopteri; Cypriniformes; Xenocyprididae. Gene Ontology annotation, cellular component: mitochondrion. Gene Ontology annotation, biological process: carotene catabolic process; retinal metabolic process. The transcript is spliced from 13 exons.